Molecule: messenger RNA, 2469 nt
Organism: Capsaspora owczarzaki ATCC 30864
Lineage: Eukaryota; Filasterea; Ministeriida; Capsasporidae
Exons: 3
Coding region: 199-2469 (756 amino acids)
Source: RefSeq, a predicted model, not a curated record
UGUGAUUCUUCGUCACCACUUUGCUCUUUGUUCCCCCAUUCUCUCUCUCACUCUUCCCUCCCACCCUUCUCUCUCUCUCACUCUCUCUCACUCUUCCCUUCUCUUGUUCCUUUCUCACACACACACUCUCUCUUCCCACAGUCACCAAGUUCCCCCCUCCCCUUUGCCUCCUUCAUUCUGCCACGCAUACAUCCAACGAUGCUCCUGCGAGCGCCAUUGCCCGUCCUUCUGCUUCUCCUGCUCGCCUGCCUGUCGCCACUGUCACACACUGCUACCGCUAUUGAGAAUUGCCAGACGCCCAAUACCGCUGACACAACGCUCUGCGACCAAUGCGAUCCAGACUACGUUCAGUCCAAUAGUCACCAUCAGUGCUGCCCCAAAGACUCGCCCUACUAUUCCAAAACCGAGACCAAGACCAAGACCGAGACCGAGCCCGGCUUCAAAUGUGUCGCUGUGAAAGAUUGCCCCGAUUAUGGCGAUCCGUCAACGAACACCUGCGUGGACGACUGCCCCGCGCAAACGUUUGUCGACGACGAACGAAACGAAUGUGUCCCAGCCAGCGAAUGUCCACCUGCGCAACCAUUUGGCAGUACUGCGAAGAAGUUCUGCGUGGCUGUAAAUGAAUGCCCCAAGAGAACGCAGUUCGGUGACUCCGAAACGCACCUGUGCACCGCACAGUGCUCCUCUGGCAGCUUUGGCGAUCCGACAAACCUGUGUGUCAAACCAGACAAGUGCCCAGAGGCUGCGCCUUUUGGUGACCUAUCGACGCAACUCUGCGUGACUGUCGUUCACUGUUCCUCGACCACCAAGUUUGGUGACUCCGAGACGCACCUGUGUGCUGAAAAGUGCUCCUCGGGUACUUUUGGCGAUCCGACAAAUGUUUGUGUCAAACCAGACAAGUGCCCAGAUGAUGCUCCGUUUGGUGACCCAACGACGCAACUCUGCGUGACUGUCGUUCACUGUUCCUCGACCACCAAGUUUGGUGACUCCGAGACGCACCUGUGUGCUGAAAAGUGCUCCUCGGGUACUUUUGGCGAUCCGACAAAUGUUUGUGUCAAACCAGACAAGUGCCCAGAUGAUGCUCCGUUUGGUGACCCAACGACGCAACUCUGCGUGGCUGCCGUUGGCUGUUCCACUACGACACCAUUCGGCGACCCAACGACACAUCUCUGCGUCGCCGCCAAGGAGUGUUCAGAUGCCAACAAGUACGGUGACUCCGAGACGCACCUGUGCGCUGAAAAGUGCUCCUCUGGCAGCUUUGGCGAUUUGACACACCUUUGUGUCAAACCAGACAAGUGCCCAGAGGCUGCGCCAUUUGGUGACCUAUCGACGCAACUCUGCGUGGCUGCCGUUAACUGUUCUACUGCGACACCAUUUGGCGACUCAUUGACACAUCUCUGCGUGGCUGCCGUUAACUGCUCCUCAACCACUGAGUUUGGUGACUCCGAGACGCAGCUUUGCGUGGCUGCCGUUGACUGUUCCACUACGACACCAUUCGGCGACUCUUCGACACAUCUCUGCGUCGCCGCCAAGGAGUGUUCAGAUGCCAACAAGUACGGUGACUCCGAGACGCGCCUGUGCACUGCAAAGUGCUCCUCUGGCAGCUUUGGCGAUACGACAAACCUGUGUGUUCAACCAGACAAGUGCCCAAAAAAUGCUCCGUUUGGCGACCCAUUGACGCAUCUCUGCGUCGCCGCCAAGAAGUGUUCAGAUGACAACAAGUUCGGUGACUCCAAGACGCACAUGUGUACUGCAAAGUGCUCGGGUGCAUUUGGCGAUUUGACAAACCUUGCUUGUGUCGAACCAGACAAGUGCCCAAAAGAUGCUCCGUUUGGCGACCCAUCGACUCAACUUUGUGUGCCUGAAUGUCCCUCGACAAGUGGCGACUCUUCUACUCAUCUGUGUGUCGUGCUGAGGAGCACCCGUUCGCGUCAGCUGCGAACGCUAAAGCCGGAAAAUGCACCAAGCUUGGUAAUUUGCACGAGAGACUGCUCGAUGGGCUGUCACACAUGCACCAGCGCCAAGACUUGUACGAAGUGCUCGACAAAAUCAACGCUGGUGGACGACAGGUGCAUUUUCGAGCCAACUUUGAAGAACAUUACCUGCAGUGUCGGCGACACUAAAGACAUUAUCUUUGCAAAGGGGGACAUUCAAGAUUUCUUCGUCACCUUUGAUUUCGAAACACUCAAAGUUGCAGACGACUACAAGAUUGCUUGCGGUGAUCAUGUCAAAACGCACCUCGGCACUGCUCACAUUUUCGAAAAGUCGAGUUCAUUCCUGAUCGACAUCCAGCCUCUGCUAGUGACUGUUGUUGCCAAGCCAGCAGUCUCCACCACACCUGCCGCCAGACCCUCGCACGCUGUUGUGUCCACACCAGCGUCCAAUCCACCGGACAACUCUGAUCCGACCUCGCAGGACGAAGGCAAGUUGUCUCCUUUUGACAGAAAAUGGGAUGCUGUUGUUCCGUGA